UGACUAAACAUUGAUGCACCACUGACCACAUUACAAAGUGACUAUUACGUCCCUAUAUAAGGAAGAAACACGCCUGUAUACAACAGAGAUCUGUGUGCUAUCGGAUAGGAACUCUCACAACUCCCCAUCAUGGCCCUUCUUCCUCUGCUCUUCGUGGUAUGUUCGCUGUCGAUGGUGCUAAGUCUCCACAUUCUUCCAUGUGAACCAGGCAUGGCUGGUCCUUUAGGCUGCGACAGUUUCUUCUCCAGGCAAUCAGGGUCACCAACUGUUGCAAUCGAACCCGAAUUCCGAGAUCGAGGCUUGGGUGACCAAGGAUUUGGCGAGCGCUUUGGAGGGAUAAAUUCGGAUCAGUUUUUCGACGGUGGAAAUCAAGACCAGUUCUUCGACGGAGGAGCUCAAGAUCAGAUCAUUGUCAGCGGACAGGAUCAAUUUAUUGGAGGCGGUGUCCAGGAUCCGUUUAUGGGCGGCAGUGGUGGUACUAUCGUAUCUGGUGGGUUUGAAAAUGGCCUUGGCGUCCUAGACAACUCAUUCGGAAAUGACCAGGGCAUCUUGCUGGACGGAAGUAUAGGCAUAUCAAACCCCAGAGGAGACAUGGGCUCCUUCGGCAUGAAAAAUAUCGGGUCCCGAGGAAUUGGAAUGUCAAGUAGGUUCGGCAAAGGGAAAUCUCGCGGUGUAUCAUCCAGCAUUAGUUAUCCAAAAGGUUUCAGCAUGUCGAAAAAAGGUCGUGGCUCAGCCUUGUCACCCUCUAUUGGGAAAUCGGGAAGAAUCGGUAAGGGAAUGUUGGGCAUUGGAAGACAGAGAGGAUAUCCUAAAUUCCAAAAUAAUUUCAUUGGAAUGAAUAGGGGGAUCUCUCGGUCGUCUCUGAGCUAUCCUAAAGGUGGCUGGAGCAAAGGAGGAAUGACCAAAGGCCGAUGGAACAAGGGAGGAUGGAACAAGGGAGGGUGGAACAAGGGACGAUGGGGUAUUGGUGGAUCUCGAAGAUGGAGAGGAAAGGGCACAUACAGUCCCAUCACUAUGGACAGAAGUUACCUCAAGGGGAUCGGAAAGGGUCGCAUGUCAAGUAUGGGAAACUGGGGUCAGAGAUUGUCCUACCCGAAGGGGAUUUCCAGGCCAUCGUUUACACCAAGUAAAAGGCGUUCCGGUGGCUAUUAAAAUGACUGGUUAUUUAAUAAAUUAUUUAUUUUGUGUUUGUGAAAUCAAUUAUUUAAGUAACAUUUAAUGUCAAACAACUUCAUCAUGCAUUGUUACAGGAUUAAUGACUUUAUAAUAUCUACACAUUGUACAUACCCGCCUGUAUUUCUUGUUUGUUUUCUGUUUGGAUGUUAAAUCUCCAAAGUAAUAGAUAAUAUUUAUUACACUAGACAUCAUUUUGUACAUGUAAGACGCCGAAAGGUCGAUGCUGAAUAAUUUAAUUGUGUCAAUUUUAUCGAAUAUAGACUAAUUUUAUAGGAAUAUUUUAUGAAUUUAUCGUUCCUUCGUGAUUAAAUGUAAUAAACGUACUAAUAAAUUUCCUGUGCAAGAAA
This is a messenger RNA of Pecten maximus, 1523 nucleotides long. RefSeq lists its product as uncharacterized. NCBI's taxonomy places the organism in Eukaryota, Metazoa, Mollusca, Bivalvia, Pectinida, Pectinidae. The coding region runs from base 130 to 1152 and encodes 340 amino acids. The transcript has 2 exons. The record is from RefSeq and is a predicted model, not a curated record.